ACUCUCCGUGUUGUUGGAUGACAGGAGGCGGUGAAAGAGCUCACUGCUGAGCUCGGACCUGGAGUUUUGUUCUUUUUUUAAUUUAUCUUUUCAUAUAAAUGUAUUUUUUCUCUCUCCGGUGCGCUCCGCUCCGGUGCGCUCCAGGACGCGCGAGGAUGACACGUUUUAGGAUGGGGCCAACCUCAGCAUCAGCAGCGCAACACUUUACUUUCACCACCGCAGUGAUGGAUCACGAAGACACAAUCCAAUCACAUGACUAAAUAAACCCAGCAGGGCCGAUUUUUCUUUUAUUUAUCCGUUUCUUUAUUUUGUAUUAUUAAUUUUAACGUGGGGAAAACUUUUUUUUUUUACUCCUGCGACGCAUUUUGGAUGAAAUGGGGUGUGGAAUGGAGAUCCCAACUUUCCUGCUCUCGAGUCUUGCCGUGCUGCUCGUCGGAAGGGAUAUUUUCACCAGGGCCAUGCUGAGUGACAUUGGGGACUAUGUAGGUACAGACAUUGAAAUAUCCUGGUUGCCUAAUCUGGAUGAUUUAAUGAAGGGCUAUGCCAGAAAUUUUCGCCCUGGGAUAGGAGGUCCCCCAGUGAACGUGGCCAUGGCUAUCGAAGUGGCCAGCAUUGAUCACAUUUCUGAAGCUAACAUGGAAUACACCAUGACCGUGUUCCUGCGGCAGAGCUGGCACGAUGACCGCCUGUCCUACAAUCACACCAACAAGACUCUGGGACUGGACAGUCGGUUUGUGGACAAGCUGUGGGUACCUGACACCUUCAUCGUCAAUGCCAAAUCUGCUUGGUUUCACGAUGUGACCGUGGAGAACAAGCUGAUCCGCCUGCAGCCCAACGGAGUCAUUCUCUAUAGCAGCCGAAUCACUUCAACUGUGGCCUGUGAUAUGGACCUCACUAAGUAUCCCAUGGAUGAACAGGAGUGUAUGCUGGACCUGGAAAGCUACGGUUACUCUUCAGAGGACAUUGUGUAUCACUGGUCGGAGAGUCAGAGACAUAUUCAUGGACUCGACAAACUGGAGCUCUCUCAGUUCACCAUCACAGAUUACCGUUUCGUCACAGAAAUAAUGAACUUCAAAUCAGCUGGACGGUUUCCUAGACUGAGUCUUCGUUUCCAGCUAAGACGUAACAGAGGCGUCUACAUCAUCCAGUCAUACAUGCCUUCGAUCCUACUGGUUGCCAUGUCCUGGGUAUCCUUCUGGAUCAGCCAAUCGGCCGUCCCUGCUCGUGUAACCUUAGGGAUCACAACUGUUCUCACCAUGACAACCCUGAUGGUGAGCGCCCGCUCCUCCUUGCCUCGAGCGUCAGCCAUCAAAGCCUUGGACGUCUACUUCUGGAUCUGUUAUGUGUUUGUGUUUGCGGCCCUCAUCGAGUACGCCUUCGCCCACUACAACGCUGACUACAGGCUCAAGGAGAAGGCCAAGGUGAAGGCAAACAAGCUCACCUCCGAGUCGAUCGUAAAGAACGGCAAACAGGCCAUGGUUCUGUUCUCCCUGUCCGUCACCGGCAUGAAUCAGGGCGUCGUCGUCUCAAACCGCCACGGCCGAACGCAGCGCCCCACCAGCGAGAUCCCCGGGGAGGGCGGCCCAGAGGAGCCCGAGCCCAGCAGGAGGAGGUCCAGGCCGGCGGAGGAGACGACGGAGGACAAAAAGUGUUGCUCCAAGUGCGUCUGCAAGCCCAUCGACGCCGACACCAUCGACAUCUACGCCAGGGCCGUGUUCCCUUUCACGUUCGCCGUGGUGAAUGUGAUCUACUGGGUGGCGUACACCAUGUGAAGAGCUGUAACAUAAAAAAAAACUGCUGGAGUUGGGACGUUUUGUUUUUUUGUGCCGGCAGACUGACGCAGCUGACUAAAUACUGCAGGGGUCGGCAAAAGAAAAAACUUCAGAAGACGCGAAGUGGAAAUGGACAUUUGGUAAUUAAUGAAUGUAGUUGAGUUUUAAAACACUUUUAGAGGGGACUUCAAACAUUUAAACACAUAGUUGUAAAAAAAAGGCAAAGUAAUAAACUGCCUGCUUGAGUUUCACGUAAACAGUGAAUACGUUUUAAUUAAGACCAACUAUAUGGAUGAUACAAAAACAAAACAGUCACAGUUAGUCUGACGUUUCUCCGCCUGUUAUCUGAAAAAGCAACACACCUCCGAGGAGAGAGGAUGACGAGAUGAGGGGAUCUGCUGUUCUGCAUGGCUGAUAACUUCUUCACCCACUUCCUCCAUCAACGUCACCCCCCCCCCCCCUUCUAUCUUCUGUGGUCCUCCACCCAAUUUUUUUUGUUCAUUUCCACAUUUAGGACAUCUGGAAAGUCUUAUCUCCUUCUGCCAGUUCUGCCUGUUUCCUUGUUAUUAAAGGACUUCCUCCUCUA
This is a messenger RNA of Austrofundulus limnaeus, 2358 nucleotides long. It is a transcript of the gene gabrd, whose product is annotated as gamma-aminobutyric acid type A receptor subunit delta. Bases 375 to 1772 code for a protein of 465 amino acids. Gene Ontology annotation, molecular function: GABA-A receptor activity; extracellular ligand-gated monoatomic ion channel activity. Gene Ontology annotation, biological process: monoatomic ion transmembrane transport. The transcript is spliced from 9 exons. NCBI's taxonomy places the organism in Eukaryota, Metazoa, Chordata, Actinopteri, Cyprinodontiformes, Rivulidae. Gene Ontology annotation, cellular component: membrane. The record is from RefSeq and is a predicted model, not a curated record.